Molecule: messenger RNA, 3194 nt
Organism: Drosophila miranda
Lineage: Eukaryota; Metazoa; Arthropoda; Insecta; Diptera; Drosophilidae
Gene: Lcch3
Product: gamma-aminobutyric acid receptor subunit beta-like
Exons: 3
Coding region: 21-896 (291 amino acids)
Biological process (GO): nervous system process; regulation of membrane potential; signal transduction
Cellular component (GO): neuron projection; GABA-A receptor complex; membrane
Molecular function (GO): GABA-A receptor activity; monoatomic ion channel activity; neurotransmitter receptor activity
Source: RefSeq, a predicted model, not a curated record
AUACGGUCAGCGAUGUGGUCAUGUACUGGAAGCCAACACCAGUGCGUGGUGUGGAAGACGCAGAACUGCCCCAGUUCACUAUUAUUGGUUAUGAAACAAAUGAUCGGAAAGAGCGGCUCGCCACUGGAGUGUAUCAGCGCCUGUCCCUUUCAUUCAAAUUGCAACGAAACAUCGGUUAUUUUGUAUUUCAGACUUAUCUUCCUAGCAUACUAAUCGUCAUGCUGUCAUGGGUUUCAUUUUGGAUUAAUCACGAGGCGACAAGUGCAAGGGUUGCUUUGGGAAUUACCACGGUGCUGACUAUGACAACGAUCAGCACUGGCGUUCGUAGUUCAUUGCCUCGAAUAUCUUAUGUAAAGGCUAUUGAUAUCUACCUUGUGAUGUGUUUCGUAUUCGUCUUUGCCGCGCUUCUUGAAUACGCGGCCGUUAACUACACGUACUGGGGAAAACGAGCAAAAAAAAAGAUAAAGAAACUCAAGGACUGUGAUCGACAAAAGAUAGGUAAAUGUGAAAGAUCUGUAACGUGUUCAACGACAGAAGACAUAAUUGAGCUUCAGGAUGUACGCAUGAGCCCCAUACCUUCGUUACGGAAAAGUAAUUAUAAUGCGACUAUUGGCUCUAUUGGCACCGAGACCUUAAACUUGGCCAAGUUUCCGCCAAGUUUUCGAAUUACGCGCAACUAUGGCACUGCACGUAACCAACUGCGACAUCGUUCACAGAGGGGAAUCUCAACUAGACCUCGCAUGUUGCAUGCAAUAAAAAAAAGCGCAUCUGCCAUCAAAGCCACUAUACCGAAGAUCAAAGAUGUGAACAUAAUUGAUAAGUACUCGAGGAUGAUAUUUCCUAUCAGUUUUCUUGCAUUCAAUCUUGGAUAUUGGUUAUUUUACAUAUUGGAAUGAUAGAGUGCAUUUUUUUGCGCAAACCGACGUUUUCUCAUUUACUUGGGGGUCAAUAAAUGUUUAAUGAAUAACACUGUAAUACACUGUAAUAAAAAAUACUUAGCACGAGAUAAAAAUUAGGAUACAAUAUAAACCAAAAUUUUUGUUUUUAAUUUGGUGGCUGCGCAGUUUUACAUUUUUCAAGUCGGCAUCUACAGCUUUCUAUCACUAUGCAAAAACAUAUUUACGUUUCAAACCAAACCGAUUGUUUAUCGUUCAAUACCGUAAGGUACCCACCCAACAUACCAUUUUAUCUUUAACGACCUUUAAAACUCACAAUUUUAGUGUUUUUUAUGAAAAAACGGUCGUAUUUCAGUAACGGAAUUUAACGUUAAAUUUCAGCAUUAGAAAUUUGGUUCAAACGGCAUCACCUUAUAUGUACGUAUCAAAGAACAAAAAUAAAGCCCAAGAAAUAAUUUGUAAAGCCGUUUUAUGGAAACGAACUAAAAAUUAAAUGAAAGGCUAUACAUUUAUUUAACAAACCAUAAUUAUAAUGAAUAUCAGGACUUUAGAUGUCGAAUGAAUAUUAUGAAAUUCCAAAAAGUCACCAAAAGCAGGUUUUCAAUUUUUUAAAAAGAUUUUGCCGGUAUAAGCCAUUAUCCCAAGUCCCAAAAAAUUGCCAAUUAACGUCGAAUCGCAAAUUGGCAUUCUCCGGUCUACGCAAAUCGUUGGAUAUUAACAAUUUAAAUACAGUUGGUAAUGAGCUUUCAAAAAUGAACUGCACAUUGAAUACAUGUAUGUAUGUAAAUCCAAAUUUGUAUGGGCGGAAAAAAUUAUUAACCUACAUCUUUGCUUGUGUUUUAAAUUGAUAUAUCGUAUAAAUAAUUGGAAAUUUAUGUUAGCGUAUCUUUUAAUAUAUAAUAAAAUUAUUUACAAUCAAAUCAAAUAUAAUCACACCAAAACAACAAAAACUUGCGAUUACCCGAUGACCGAUAAAUAUCGAUAUCAAUUGUUGGCAGUAGCCACUGACAGAUGUCGUCUGUCCUUUCAUUCACAAGUUUUUUUUUUUUUUAUUUCAUAUAAUACGACUCCGAAAACGAAAUAAAUAUUUAACUACAAUAUUUUAAUUUCCAAAUAACAAAGAAAUUUUUUUAUUAAACUUUAUUAAGCUCUAUUGAUAAAAAGAAGUUGCAAAACCCGGAAUUCGUACGAAUUUUUCCAAAAUCGUAAUCACAAGAGAGCGAAAACCGGCUGCAUAUUCCAAGUUCGAAGUAUGUGGAUUUGAUCUACUCAACCAGGCAUACAAUUGUCUUGUGCAAAGUACAUUCCAAAAGUUUUACUUUGGCACACGGAGUUAUGGUUCAAAUUCAAACCUUAAUUCUAACCAUAAACCAGGAGCCCCAAACUUAUUGGAAGCAGCAAAUCUGAUUCCAUAGUUCUAUUGACUAUUUAUUACAUAUGUAUGUACAUACAUAGUGUAAUCGACUACCCCAGACCUCGGAUCCCGACCAGCACCUGUCGGCUACAUAGAAGCUAUCUAUGUGUUACAAAAGUUGUUAUAACCCUGCAGUACGGGUCAUCGAUGACUUAGCUGCUGACACGUCGAUGACCGCUUCACUACCCCCGAUGACAUAGUUGAUGACCGGCCAUACGCUGAGCUGUUUACUUUAACAUGGAGAUGUCAUCGAGCAUUGCCGAAAAAUCAUGCACUUAAUAAGCGAUGAUUUUUCACGAAAAAUCAUCCAUUUAAUAUAAAAAAGUAAUACAUUCAAUUGUUUAUUUUUCCAAUUAGUUUUAUUUAUUAAAAACUAUUAUUAAUUAUUGUCUAAGGAUGCCAGAGCUUUGUAUUUUUUGUCCCUUGCGCCCUUUUGAAAAUAGCUAUUCUUAAUAUUGUGAAUAGCCUUCCUAAUCACUUUAUCUGCUGGCUCGUUGGGUAUUUUCAUCUUCACCGCCACUGAAAUAAUAUGGAUAUGUUAAUUAGUUAAUUAUUAUGUUUUUUUAAAGUUUUUUUUUAAACCUACAUUCUACAUUCUUUAUUCUUCUUUUAUUCCCGAGAAUAAGAGAAGAAUAAAGAAAUAUAAUGUGAAUGCAGCGAAACAGCGGCAGCUCACGAACCUCGACCGCUGAAGCCUUCAAAUUUGUCAGAGUAUGGCAGCAGAGUAGUUUGCGAUCUAUUUAAUAAUAAUUUGAUGGUUGUUUAGUUUAAUAUGGUUUAUCGUAGCAAAUAGUAAAUAAAUAUUGCGGCAGAAAUAUAGCCAGAUUUAGUGAUUAUUUGGAACAUUAGAUCAAGAUGAUAAAGUCGAAUUAGAAGGGAAAAUA